GGUGUCGAGUGUGUUAACUCCAAAAUUUUCCAGCAGAUAUUGCAGUCAACCAGGGGGAAAUGGUAAGGGGAAAAAAUUAGUGUCCAAGUAUUAACAAUACGAUUGUACUUGAAAACUCGAGACCAGCAACAUCUUUGACUGGACACUUAUGAGGUUAAACCUGGUCAGAGCAACAUAGAAGUGCGAAACGAGGAGUUUCCGUAGCCAUCGUCGUUGCGGACUUUACUGUUUCCUCUCGAGAGUACAUCCGACUCGUUAAAACCGAGUCGACGUCAGCAACCGUAGAGUAUGUCCGUGAAUUUCGUCGAGCAUAAGAUUAGGCACUACCAGAGGAGUGUCGAAAGAUCGCUCCAUGACUCGGCUAGGCUGUUGUACUGUAUUGGGCAGUUAUCUAGGUUACCAGUAACAGUAUUGCAUUUAGAGGUAACUGGAGUUGGACGCACUGUCAACUCUUUACGUAAAAUAGAGUAUGGUGUGGGCGAUGCCGCUAGACUUUUGGUUGCCAAAUGGAAGGAGAUGGUGUCAAAGUCAAGCAAUGAAGAGGAUGAUGAAGCUUGUGUGCCAGAUGUUCCGGAAAGCUACGAAUCACCAGACAAUGAUAGCGAACCGGAAAACGCCGCUACACAAGAUACAUGUGAUUACGUUAAAAACGAGCCAGAACAAUUGAUAGCACUCUCACCACCUGGUAAACUUGAAAUAAACGAUGAAUCGUUUGAUUACUUAAAAAACGAUACUCUAGCUUCGAUCUCUGAUGAAAAGGAAGAUAUUAAGGAUAAACAUAAGAACAAAUCGUCGAGUCAUAGUUCAAAGCAUAUUUCAAAGAACUCAUCAAACAAAGACAAGAAAUCAAAUCACAAAGAUAAAAAUGGCAGCAAUUCUGAAUUUAGGAGUAAGCAGGAAUCCUCGAGAGUUUCUAAAGAGUCAGAACAAAGUACAAAUAAAAACAAAAUUAAAAAUGAAAGUGAAUCGGGUUCAUCUCCAUCUACAUCUUCAAUAAAGGAUAAGAAAUGUUUAGAAAAUAAAAAAAGGAAAAACUAUUCGAAUCAUGAAGAUGACGAUGGUAACCGAAAGAGGCUGAAAGAAUCGAGCAGUGAAGAGGAAGAAGAGAGCGAUAAGAAUAAUCUUAUGAUAUACGAUCAGGAGUCAGAACAGGAAAACGAAAAUGUAGAAGAGGUUGAUGAAGAAGACGACGAGGAGAAAACUACAUCUUUUUACAAAGAAUCGCGAAAGGAAUCUAGUCGGAAAGGCACGAGCAGCCACGGUGAUAAAUCAAAAUCGAAGGAUAAACAUCACAGCAGUUCCAGUCAUAGAUCCAAAUCAAAAGAGUCCAGCGAUAAAUCAAAGAGGGACGAAAAACGUUCGAGCUCCAAAUCGCACGAGCGCGAAAAAGAUGAGAAAAACGGCAAAGAAUCGUCCAAAUCGAAAAAAUCUCUUAGUUCCUCUAGCAGUAAGGAUUAUUCUAAGAAUAAAGAUAAAGACAAAAGUAAAAGUAAACACAGCAAAGACAAAGAAUCUAGUGGCAAGGAUCGAAAGAGUGAGAAAGAAAAGAGCAUUGAAAAAGUCAGUAAAGAUGAUAAGGUCAAAUCAGGAGAUAAUAAGGAACGCAAAGAAAUUAAGGAAUUGAAGGAACGCAAGACUCGACUCAAAGAUAACAAGGAACACAAGAAACCAAAAGAGUCUGAGGAGAAACAGGAGCAAAAGAAGGAAAAAAGGAUUUCUGUGGAAGAUGAGGAUGGGAUCGAUUGCAAUUCAGGUACCAGUUUUGGUGAUGCUCUAGGCAUGUGUCCAAUGCCUCCAAAGUCAAAGAAAAGAAAGGAAAUUCCCAGUCCCUCUCCCAGUUUACAGAAGCCUUCAAAAAUAGAAUCAAGCUCGAGUUCGCACGGGUCUACUGCCUCUUCUUCGAAAAAUAAAUCAUCUUCAUCGAGUAAAACAAAACCAGAGCCUCCACACAGUCCAGAGUCUCUCCCUCUUUUAUCGUCCAAUGUUACAUUAGAGCCGCUAAGUAAAUUCAAAGAGGAUAUUGAUUUGGCAUCCACCUUACCAGAACCCAGCCCACAUUACCGACCGUUACCUCAAGUCAAUCACAUGCAACGAAUGUUGGAUGAAGACCAAGUGUUGGCUCAAGUAAUAUACGCUAAAAAUCAAAGGACAAAAGUUUUCUCUGGUAACAAAACUGGUUACACCACUGUGCCAACUCUGCAUGAGAUGUGUAUUCGCGUUCUCAUAGAAAAUAUAGAUGCUCUCGAGGUCACUGGUGGUGUUCCUUAUUAUAUAAUAAAACCUAUACUUGAACGAGCAUCGCCAGAACAACUUUUCAUGCUCGAACAUCACAAUCCAUAUUUGACGGAAGACACGGAUUCGCUGUGGCAAUUCCACUGUGGUAAAGAUUUUAGAACUAAAAAAAGAGAAGAAAUGGAAACAUGGAGAGAGAUGUAUCUCAGAUGUUUGGACGAGCGAGAGGCUAAACUGAAAGCUCUAACUGCCAACAUAAAACAGUCUAUCGACAAUUCGGCUCCUGUCAGAUCAACAAAGCUUGCCUAUAUUGAUCACAUGGUCAAACCUCCGCGAAACGUAUUGCGCCAGCAAGCACGGUAUGGCACUGCUAACACGAUGUCUAAGAGUUCCGAUCUCAAGAAGAAGCUGAUUAUUGCUGCUGCGUCCAGUUUGGGUGUCAGUAGUUGUAGUAGCAGCAUCGGCAGCAUCAGUAGCAGUGGUAGCAGCAGCAGCUCGGUCGAAAGAAUUUCCGUGUCAGCACCGCCACCCGUUCGAGUCAGGCAUGUUGCAGCACCCAUUAAAAAAGUAAAGGCGCCGUUGAUGGCCAAGGCUCUGCAAGCGAUAAAAGGUCGUUACAAACGAUAGUGAUGAAUUUAACUGGCCUCAGGAACAAAUGGAAAUUAAUAAUGCUGGCUUAACGGAAGCCAGUCUAUUUAUAUAUGUAUUUUUUAUUACUUAUUGUAAUAAUUUAUUGUUGAUAGAAACAGAAUCGCGAAAAAAAAAAAAUAUUUGUCAAAUAUUGUUCAUGACUAGACAUGUAGUGUAGAAUACAUGCAAAGAAUAUCGUAACUGUUUUUCUUUUACUUUUGUUUGUAAUUGAGAGUGUUUUUCAUGAUUAUUUUAUGCAGAGUGAUUUUUGAAUCUCCCUGUUCUCAUGUAUAACAUCUCUGAAAGAACAAUUUUACUUUUUGUUUUGAAAAUUUGAGUUUUGAUAGAAGUUGUGCAUCUAUUAAUAUUCCUCCACUGCAAUGAUUUUUUUUUUAAUUUUGACAAAAAGUAACAGGUUACACACAUGUUUAAUAAACCAAAAUUGUUUUAAAAUAUCAGAA
Copidosoma floridanum is the source of this 3323-nucleotide messenger RNA. RefSeq names its product transcription elongation factor elongin A (gene EloA). Gene Ontology annotation, biological process: transcription elongation by RNA polymerase II. The record is from RefSeq and is a predicted model, not a curated record. NCBI's taxonomy places the organism in Eukaryota, Metazoa, Arthropoda, Insecta, Hymenoptera, Encyrtidae. Gene Ontology annotation, cellular component: nucleus; elongin complex.